Molecule: messenger RNA, 1497 nt
Organism: Candidula unifasciata
Lineage: Eukaryota; Metazoa; Mollusca; Gastropoda; Stylommatophora; Geomitridae
Source: the annotation of a GenBank genome assembly
AUGUCUGUGCUUCGUUGUUUUAUCUGUCUUCCCAUUAGGAUCGCUAGUACUUUUUGGAAAUUACUGUUUCACUCAUUGAUGAAACUAAGAUGGACUCCAUCUUCAAGAAGCUGGCUGUUGAGUUUGGACAAAGUGAUUCGAUCACACAUCAUCCACCAGAAUCAUGCAAAGAUGGUUCAGGUAACCUAUAGAGAUGAGGUCCAUUCAAUAUGGACUGUGACAGUGAAAGGAAGCCAGCAGAACAAGAUACCUCUGGUCAUCCUUCAUGGCAUGGGAGGUGGCAGCGGCAUGUUUAUCACCAACAUUGAUGACCUUGCCGAAAGGCGUGAUGUGAUCCUGAUAGACCUCCCAGGGUUCGGAUUAAGCAGUCGGCCCCAGCUUCGGGUUAAAAAGGAAGGGUUGUGGCGUGUGGACACUACCGUUGAUGACAUUGACGAGUUCUAUACGGAGGUGCUGAACCUGUGGUUUGAGAAAAUGGGAUUGGAAAAGGUGGUUUUGUUAGGGCACAGCUAUGGGGGCUACCUUUGCUCAGUGUACUGCAUGAAGUACCCAGAGAGGGUCAAACAUCUCGUCUUAGCCGACCCCUGGGGAUUUCCGCCAGUGCCACCAAACACAGAGGCCCGGCCUUUCAUGCGGAACAAAUCAAUCGCUUUACUCUCAAAAGUACUGUCCAAGAUGAAUUUGUUCACCCCUCUACGAAUCAUUGGUCCUCUGGGUCCUUUCGUGUUAAACUUUCUGCGAGGUGACUUAGUUCGCAAGUAUCAUCGCUACUUCAAGGACACAACAUUCUCAGAUUACAUAUAUGCUUGUAACACCUGCGACAGCCCAAGUGGAGAAGUUGCAUUUUCCCGAGUAUCUCAGAAUUUUGGUUGGGCAAAGAAACCAAUUAUAGAGCGAAUUGGCCUCUGGCCUGAAGACCUUGAUGUGACCUUCAUUUACGGAGCUAGAUCUUGGGUGGAUUCAUCUUAUGGCAAAGUGGCCAAAAAGCUGAGGCCAAGGAGCUAUGUAGAUGUACAGGUUAUAGUUGGGGCAGGACACCAUGUUUAUGCUGAUCGUCCUGGUGCCUUUAAUGACAUGGUACACAAGAUCUGUGAAGCUGUGGAUGCCGGACAUAAACCUAACAUAACUGAUGAGUAUCAGCUACGCAACGAAGCCUGGGCCCAACUACUUCGGCGGCCAUCUUGCGAAUCAUUUGAAGAAUCCAGCUCUAAAUUUCAACACAGAAGAACUUUGAGUGCACUGGAGUUAUCGUCCCACCAAGAAGUAGAUUUUGACUCUGAAGAAGAUUUAAGUGAAGGCGACAAUGAUGAAGGACAGAGGACUGUGAACUGCGUCAAGUUCAACCUUGAUGAGGAACCGGGGGAGACGGAUGACUCUGUGCCUUAUACUGCUGACUCUGAUUUGGGCACACAUUCUGCUGCUGAAGAAAGAAUAUCUGUUAGAGCUGAUAUAUCAGCUGUGGAGAAUGCAGCACUUUCCUCAAACAGUUCUUCUUGA